GCUGAUUUGAGUGAAUGAAUGCGGCGGUGAUGGCGGAGGAGGAGAGGGAGGUGGAGACACGAUUCGUCUUCCGCGUUUUCCCCGAGUCCGACCCUGUCCUGAUUACACCGUGUGCUCUCUUCGCACGUUUCUGUGCACCCCCCCUCCCCCUCCCUUAGUAGAACGAAAAAUAAAGUCAAUUAUACAACAGCCCUCUCUAUCCCCCGCCUCUCACUCUUUCUCCGACCACAACAUCCUAUAUCACCUCCUCCACAUGCAUUGCGGUCCCGGGCGCCGGCGAACCGGUUCCAGCCAUGUCGGCGGGGGAUGCAGCGGCCGGCGGCGGUGACAGAGCGGCAGGAGAACGGACAGGGGAGGUGUUGGUGGAGGAGAACCCUGGCCCCUCUGUCUCUCUCUCCGGCCUGAUGACCCCGUCCUCCAGCGCCCCCGCGGCUUCUACCAGCGAGCUGCCCAGGAAGCGCAAAGGCAGCACAGACAACCAAGAAAGUGCAGAUGUAGAUAUGGAGGAUGAACAAGACAAAUCUGAAGGGGAUGAGCAACAUGCAAAGAAAUGUUUCAGAGAGCCUCACAGCCAGAUUGAAAAGCGGAGACGUGACAAGAUGAAUAACCUUAUUGACGAGCUGUCAGCCAUGAUCCCUACCUGCAACUCCAUGUCCCGCAAGCUAGACAAACUGACCGUCCUGCGCAUGGCCGUACAGCACCUUAAAUCCCUCAAAGGGACCACCAGCUCCUUUGCUGAAGCCAAUUACAAGCCUUCGUUCCUGCCUGACGAAGAGCUCAAACAUAUGAUCCUCAGGGCUGCUGAUGGAUUCUUAUUGGUUGUGAGGUGUGACCGUGGAAAAAUUCUCUUCAUGUCCGAAUCCGUCUCCAAGAUACUGAAUUACAAUCGGGCGGACCUCAUUGGACAGAGCCUGUUUGACUACAUUCACCCGAAGGACAUUGGUAAGGUGAAGGAGCAGCUGUCAGCCUCCGAGCUCUACCCACGUGAACGUCUUAUAGAUGCCAAAACUGGACUGCAGGUUCAAACUGAACUCCCAGUGGGCGCCUCUCGCCUGUGUUCCGGUGCCCGGCGCUCCUUCUUCUGCCGGAUGAAGUAUAACAGGGUGGUGGUGAAGAUGGAGGAGAAGGAGCUCCAGCCAAGCACCUCCAAGAAGAAAGAGUCUCAGAAGUAUUGCACGGUGCACUGUACAGGCUACAUGCGUAGCUGGCCUGCCAACCAGCUGGGGGCAGAGGAGGUGGAGGGGGAGUCAGAGAAGGAGGGGUCCCACUUCAGCUGCCUGGUGGCCAUCGGCCGGGUGCACCCCCACACCGUCCCACAGCCCAAUGGAGAGGUGAAAGUCAGACCUACUGAGUUCGUCACCCGGUAUGCCAUGGACGGAAAGUUUACCUUCGUGGACCAACGAUCCACGGGCAGUAGAGCAACUACCAUUCUGGGAUUUUUGCCUCAGGAGUUGCUGGGAACCUCUUGUUAUGAGUACUUCCACCAAGAUGACCUGCCACAUUUAGCAGAAAGGCACCGAAAAGUUCUACGAAGCAAAGAGAAGAUUGAGACGAACUGCUACAAGUUUAAAACAAAAUAUGGCUCUUUUGUUACUCUACAAAGUCAGUGGUUUAGUUUUAUAAAUCCCUGGACCAAAGAAGUAGAAUAUAUAGUGUCAACCAAUACGGUCAUAUCUGGUCCCAGUCGCACGGUGACAUCAGGGGAAAGAUCAGAGCAGCCUGGUGAUUCCAAGGCUUCAGAAGAAGAUGCUAAGAAGGCCUUCUCCAUCAUUCCUGGGAUUUCCAGUGGUUCUAGUACCAUGAUUUAUGCAGGGAGUAUUGGGACUCAAAUCGCAAACGAGCUCCUGGACUUCAACAGGCUGAACUCAUCUCCGUCGAGCGGUAACGUCAGUCCCUUCAGUCUGGUCCAGGACAAGUCCCCACUGGCACUCACUUUGGCCAGCAACACCGUGCCAAAUGGAGAGAUAACAGACCCUGAGCCUCCUGGGAAGUCUGGUUCAGAGGGAGAAGGCGUAGGAGCAUCAUGUUCCAGCAGUGAAACACUCAUGGGUGCAGGUUCCCAGCUGGACCUGGACACAGUGGUUGGGCCAGGCCUCGGUAGCCUGAGCAACGAUGAGGCCGCCAUGGCAGUGAUCAUGAGUCUCCUGGAGACUGAUGCCAACCUGGGGGAGACGGUGGACUUUGACGAAAUGCACUGGUCUCUGUAGAACUCGACUUUUUAAAGUCCUCGCUUUCGCCUCCUUCAUUUUUCUACUGUUCUACUGUCACUAUUUUUAGCUAUCUGUCAGCUGUCACUAUGGAGCAACUGUUCAUUUUUGCUCUUUUUUUCAUGUUUUUUUUUGGGGGGGGGGGGGGUAGAAGGGUAAGCUGUUUAAUGAUCAGGGGCAGCUUUCCUGAGGUUGACAAGCGUGCAAUCGCAAGAGCUAAAGGUGCAGCUGCAAUGACAAUGAAAGAACAGAACAUUGUGAAAGAACUGAAGAUACCUCUUUGCCCUGCAGCUGUCUCCUGACUCCCUAUUACAAGAGGAAAAGACUCCUUUAAGGCCGUGCCUCACGGAUAAAACCCUUUGAGCAAACACGGAUGGAAUGAUACUACUAUGUCUCUUCCUGAGGCUGAGGCUAUUUUAUCUGAAAUGCAGUGCCCUCCAACCACUGAGUUGUACAGUGGCUCAAGAGGGAGCUUUUUUUUUCGCCUCGAUGGAUCUACACUUGAACUAAGGACGGUCGCAAUAGAAUGCACACUCACUGAUUUGUAUGUCUUCUCUAAUCGGGAUGGUUCAGAGUUGUAUGUAUUUA
Megalops cyprinoides (Indo-Pacific tarpon) is the source of this 2795-nucleotide messenger RNA. RefSeq names its product aryl hydrocarbon receptor nuclear translocator-like 2 (gene bmal2). Gene Ontology annotation, cellular component: transcription regulator complex; cytoplasm; nucleus. The transcript has 18 exons. The record is from RefSeq and is a predicted model, not a curated record. Gene Ontology annotation, molecular function: RNA polymerase II cis-regulatory region sequence-specific DNA binding; DNA-binding transcription factor activity, RNA polymerase II-specific; protein dimerization activity. NCBI's taxonomy places the organism in Eukaryota, Metazoa, Chordata, Actinopteri, Elopiformes, Megalopidae. Gene Ontology annotation, biological process: regulation of transcription by RNA polymerase II. Bases 294 to 2207 code for a protein of 637 amino acids.